Messenger RNA from Beta vulgaris subsp. vulgaris (sugar beet), 2149 nucleotides. RefSeq lists its product as uncharacterized. Lineage: Eukaryota; Viridiplantae; Streptophyta; Magnoliopsida; Caryophyllales; Amaranthaceae. The transcript has a single exon. Gene Ontology annotation, cellular component: SCF ubiquitin ligase complex. The coding region runs from base 241 to 1968 and encodes 575 amino acids. Gene Ontology annotation, biological process: SCF-dependent proteasomal ubiquitin-dependent protein catabolic process. Gene Ontology annotation, molecular function: protein binding. The record is from RefSeq and is a predicted model, not a curated record.
GGAUAGUUUGCGCUAGAUCGUCGCACAAUAUCCACUGACAAUAACCGUGCGCACCUCCCUCUCUCUCGCCAUAUAAUUUACGAAUCUACACAGACUGGUUGCAAUUGCUACGACUAUGCGCACAAUCAUGUCUAGUGUUUGCUUGAUGAAACCAUCUCUUCCUAGUGCAAGUAAGUAAUCUCUGCAAAAACUCAGGUGAGUUUACUUCUCUUAAAGAUCAAUCAUCAUAAAAUAAUAAAAAUGCAUGAAAGAUUUGCUCUUGAUGUUCCAGAAGAAAUAUGGGAACAAAUCAUUUCACUCCUAGAUCACGAUCUUUACUUAGAACCAUUAUCACUCGUUUCAAAAACCUUUCUUUCAAUCACAAAUCGAUUUAAACAAACCCUAAUAAUCUCAGACCCAACUUCUCAUUCUCUCCCCAAACUUUUCCAUCGAUUUCCAAACCUUAAACACAUUUCUCUUUCUGAUUUUCAUGGUGAACCCACUUCAAUUCUUCAACUAAUCUCUCAUACCCAUUUCUCACUUGAGUCUCUUGACCUCUCAAAUCACACUCAAUUCCCUUCUAAUGCGAUUCAAGAACUACCCAUUUCAUCUAUGAGUUCAAUUAAAUCUCUAAAGUUGCGUAAUCUUUCGUUACUUAAUGAUCUUGAUUUGGGUGUUAUUUGUCAGUUAAUGACUAAUUUAGAGGAAUUAGAUGUUAGUGAUCCUAAGGAUGAUUAUGAUUUAAGUGGUGAUGUGGAAAUUAUUGGUGGGGGUUUGGGAAUUACUGAUGAUGGGGUUGAUUUGGUUGCUUCUAGUUUGAGUAAGUUGAGAAAGAUUAAUUUAUCUGGGAAUUACUUCGUUUCGGAUAAGUCUGUUGUUAGUCUUUCGGAGAAAUGCUCGAAUUUGGAGGAGAUUGUAGUGAAUAAUUGCACCUUUGUGACUCAAACUGGGGUGGGUUUUGCUUUUCAAAAUUGUUUGAAUUUGAAAUCAGUGGCUGUUCUAGGGAUGGAUUUGGUUGUUCCUGAGAUUAGUCCUGCACUUGCAUGUGCUCGAAAUUUAGCUGCACUCGAUUUUUCGUAUAUGAGUGUUUCGGAUGGAUUGCUCUAUGCUAUUGUGAAAGCUUCCAUCCCUUUGAGGAGGUUUACUUUGUACCAUUGCAAGGAUUUCACCUUUCCUGGGGUUUUGUCCCUCGUGCGUAGUUACCAGUCGCUUGAAUACUUGGCUUUGGAAGGGGUUUACUGGAUCACUGAUCGUACCAUCAUUGACAUAUCGAAAUUUCUUCGUAAUGCGACUACUGUUAAGCUUAAUUUCUGCUCAAGGCUGACUAGUUCUGGGUUUUUUACCAUGCUCAAGAAUUGCCUGUCAUUGAACAGUCUGGAAAUGGAGAAAACAGACAUGGGAAAACAAGAAUUUGCUGUGAGUAAUGCCAACAACCCACAGAUUCGAGCUCUUAGUUUGGGUUCUAACAAGGCUUUGAGCAAUGAAUGUCUCGAAAAAAUUGCAUUCUCUUGCCCAAAUCUUGAAAUUUUGGACGUGAGUGAUUGUCCAAGUAUUACGCGGAAAGGCAUUGGUGAAAUUGUGCGGAACUGCACUGGUUUGAAGCAAUUACAGAUGAGUGGAUGUGGAGCAAUUAAAAGUCUUGGCAUUGAUGCAAAACUUCAUAAAUUACAGGUUCUACGAGCAGCGGGUUCAGGGCUUAAUGAUGAUGGGAUCAUAGUGAUUGCCAAGAAGUGUCCUGCUCUCUUGUAUUUGGAUGUCAUGGGUUGCUCUGGAGUUACCUCCAAAGGAGCUAGAGAGGUGGUCUGUCAUUGUCAAAGGUUGAAGGAAAUAAACUUGAACUGGUGUCGAGGUAUGGCUCCUGACAUUGUUGCUUGGAUGGUGUUUUCAAGGCCUUCACUAAAGAAAAUAGUUCCCCCAGUUGGAUUUGUUUUAACUGAAUAUGAGAAGGAUUUAUUCUUGCGCCACGGAUGUCUGGUAUGUGAAGGCUAAGUCUAUGAAGUCCUUUAAGCUGUACUUUCUUUUUCCAAAAAUAGAAUGUGCAAUCUAUAAUAUUCUGGUUACUGUUUGUAAUUAUUUCAUCUAAAAGAAUAUAUUUGUGGAGACGUAUAUUUGAAGGCUUUACUAUUUGUAAUUGCUUGUUUUUUAUUGGAUGACGAGGUGAGUUGCUCAA